Molecule: messenger RNA, 3595 nt
Organism: Tinamus guttatus (white-throated tinamou)
Lineage: Eukaryota; Metazoa; Chordata; Aves; Tinamiformes; Tinamidae
Source: RefSeq, a predicted model, not a curated record
CCCAGCGGCCGGGCCCCGGGGGCUGCUGUGGAUCCUGGACGAGGAGGCGCUGGUUCAAGGCUCUGGGGACAGUGCUGCCUUCGACCGCUUCUGCUCCUACUUUGCCAAGACAGGAGCUGACUUGGAGGAGGAUCGCUACGUGCGCAAGUGCGAGCAGGAGCUGCACUUCGAGAUCCUCCACCAGCUGGGCACAGACCCCGUCCGCUACGACCUCACCGGCUGGGUCAGCAAAGCCAAACUCAACUUGUCUGCGCAAAAUGCCAUCAAGGUCCUGCAGCAGUCCAAGGUGAACGCGCUGAGGGAUCUGUUCCUGCCCCGGUCCAGAGCGCCCCUGGCUUGUCGCUCCGUCACAGGCCUGGAGGGAUAUUCCCAGGCGGCCCUGCAGCGCAUCGGCUGCGUCAGGAAGACCUUCUCCAACAGCUUUGCUGCCGUGAAGAGGAAAUCCGUGUGUGCCCAGCUCAGGCUGCAGGCGGACGCGCUCAUAAACCUGCUCAAGAGAUCCCAGCUGCACUUCAUCCACUGCCUGGUGCCGCGGGACGGAGCCGCGGCGCCCGAGGAGGAGCUGCGGCUGGACGUGCCGGUGCUGCGCGCGCAGCUGGAGGGGGCGCAGCUGCUGGACGCCGUGCGCCUCCACCGCGCGGUAAACAAGUAUCUUGGGAAUGCCAUUCAGGAGCUCUUCCAGGCGCUCGAUCUGGAGAAGAAAAGCAUCGCGGUGGGACGCAGCCAGGUUUUCCUGAAGGCAGGGGUCAUCUCCAGACUGGAGAAGCAACGCAACAAGCUGAUAUCCCCGAAAAUGAUCCUCCUGCAGGCAGCGUGCAAGGGCUUCCUCAGCCGGCAGAAAUUCAAGAAGCUAAAGAUCCAGCGCCUGGCCGUGCGCUGCAUCCAGAAGAACCUGCUGCUCUACCAGGCUGUGCGGCACUGGCCCUGGUGGCAGCUCAUGAGCCGUGUGCGGCCCUUGCUCAGCAUCAGUGUUGCAGAAGAUCAGCUCCGUGCCAAAGAGGAGGAGCUGGCAGCACUAAGAAGAAAGCUAGAAAAAUCAGAGCAGUCAUGCAGUGAGCUCAGGCAGAACACGGAGAAGCUGGAAAGCAAGAGCAAACACGACCAAGUGCAGAAGAAACUGGAGUUGGUGGAGAAGCAGCUGGAAGAAGCCCAGCAGCUGGUCCAGCUGCGUGAGAUGAAGCUGAGCGGCUCCGGCGGAGGGGACGAGUGGCAAGUGCGCUUCGAGUGCGCGCAGACGGAGAUCGGCUUCCUGCGGAAGCGGCUGGCGCAGCUGGACGAGCGGCUGGAGGCCGAGCGCGGCUCGAGGACGGAGCUGGAGCAGAAGCUGGAGAAGAAGCAGAAGAAGUUUGACUUGCAGCUGGCCCAGGCCCUGGGGGAGUCUGCUUUUGAGAAGAGCCUCCGAGAAAAGGUGACGCAGGAAAACAGCAGUAUGCGAUGGGAGAUGGCCAAACUCCAGCAGAGCUUAGAGCUCCGUCAGCUGGAGAUGCAGUUGGAGCAAGAGUACGAGGAGAAGCAGAUGGUGUUGCACGAGAAGCAGGAUCUGGAAGGGCUCAUUGGCACCCUGUGUGAGCAGCGGGCCGCGGUGCGGUGGCUGCUGGCGGCCACCGCUGGCCCCGGCGCCCCGGCCAGCAAGGAGGAGCUGGACAGAGCCCGCAAGCAGCGGGAAGAGAGCGAAGCGAGGUGUGCGGAGGCCCAGGCGGCUCAGAAGACCAUGGCCCUGGAGCUGGAGAACCUGCACACGGAGCUGGAGACCCUCAGCCGAAACAAGAACGUGCUCGAGGAGCAGCUCUACCAGCUGCAGCACGAGCGAGCGGAUCUGCUGAGACGCCUCGACGAGGACCAGGAGGAUCUCAACGAGCUCAUGGGGAAGCACAAGGCUCUGAUCGCCCAGUCUGCAACAGAUAUCGCCCAGAUUCGGGAGCUGCAGACCCAGGUGGAGGAAGCAAAGAAAGAAAAACAAAGUCUUCAAGAGAAACUGCAGGCGGCGGAGGCCAGGCUGGCGCAUCUGGGACGCGCCACGGUGGAGCGGGCGCUCGUGGGGCGCCAGGAGGCCCGCGUCUGCGACCUGCAGAACCGCCUGGAGUUCCAGAGCGUGCAGAUCAAGCGCUUCGAGGUGCUGGUGCUGCGCUUGCGGGACAGCAUCAUCAAGAUGGGCGAGGAGCUGGAGAAGGCGGCCGAGUCGGAGGCGCGGCAGAAGGAGAACACCAGGUACUACCAGAUGAGGAUGGAGGAGAUGAAGGCCGACAUGAACGAGCUGGUCCAGAGGGAGCUGGAGUCCAGCCGCCGGCGCAUGGAGCUGGUUUUACAUAUUGCUGCAAUCCGUCAGGAUUUGAGGUUGAGCAGAGAUGUCAAGGAACCAGAAACGGCCCGUCCAGCUUCAUCGCUCAGCGUGGGGAGCGUCGAUGCCGCGGGAGCUGUGAAGGCUGCAAGUCCUUUGCUCGGUGCUAGAAGACGGGAGUAUGGAAAAGCUCCGGAAGACAAGGAGGAGCUGGAGAGCCAGCAAAGAGCGUGGGAGAGCCGAGGAGCGACUUCUCCCUCGCCGGGGAGAGGACGGAGCCCUCCCGCCCCGGAGGGCAGGUUUCCCAGCCCGCUGUCCCCAGCGGUGACGAGAAGGCAGCUGCCCUCGGUGGCCGAAGAGAAGCUGCCCAGCUCUUCGCUCGCGCUCUCCGAGUACGUGGAGGAGCUGAGGAGGAAAAGGGCAGCAGAAAACGAGCCGGGAGCGCUAGCACUCGGUGACGCUUCUCCCCUGCCAAUCUACCAAACGACUGGUGCUUCCACCCUGCGGCGCUGCAGGACCUUCCGAGAGGCCGGUGACGUCCCAGGGAGGGGGGAAGCGAGCGAGCCGAGGGAGAGCGGCGGAGCCCCUGGAAGCCCCGUCCCCAUCCGUUCCUCCAUCCUCAAGGGCACAGCCUCGGAGAAGACGGAGCCCGCGCGCUCCCCGGUGCUAAAACGUGUCUCCAAGUUUGGCUCCUGCGACUCGCUGCUGCAGAACAUGGACAACUCGAGCUCCGCAGAGGCGCUCGGCACCUGGAGACUCAAGUCAUGGAGAAGUUGCCUCGAGCCGUCGCUGGAGGAGGGAGGAGACCUCGACGUGGGGAAGGAUCCUCUGGUGUUUCAGAGCAGGCGAUUCGGUGCCGACGCGGGCGAGGGGAAGGAGAGCGACCCGUUCACCUGGAAGAUACCGAGCCUCAACUACGAGCGGAGAACCAAGGUGGAUUUUGACGACUUCCUGCCGGCGAUUCGGAAGUCGCGCUCCACCAGCAGCCUGGCCAAGCCCGGCAGGGCAGGGCAGAGGCCGCUGACGGUUCGGUUUGAAUAUGAGGCCGCCGCAGACACCCCUGGGAUCAAGACCCCGUCGAGGCAGCGCCCGGGCGCCCAGGAGGACUCCGGAAACCUCUCGGACGCCUCCUCGUCCUCCGGCUCGGCCCGGUCCUUCCGGAGCGCCGACAGCAUCAAGCGCCGGCCCCCGAGAGCCGACGGGGAAGGGUGCAGCAGCGCGGCCGCGGAGAGCCCCCGCGAGCCGCGCAGAGCCGAGGCCGAAGGCAAGGAGGAUGAUGUAAAUAGUAUCAUGAAGAAAUACCUGGGGAAGGACUAA